UGUUCUUCGGGAGGGGAGGGGAGAGCCGCUCCCUCUAGCCGGCGUGGCCCGUUGUGUUUCCCAGCUUCGUUCUCGUUUGUUUGUUUUUCCUCAGCCUUUUCGCCCUCAUGCCGUUUUAUUUCAGGAGGGGCCGGAGAGGCCUGUUUAAACAUAUAGCUCAUGGCCUGAUCCCUGCAGCUACCAUAGCUCCUAAACCUGCUGUCCCCCGCACCCCUCCCCCUCGUAGUCCAAACCCUUCUCCAGAAAGGCCCAGGUCUGCUUUAGCAGCCGCUAUUCUUGUGACGACCUUAACUGGACGAACGAUUGCCCUCCCUCAGCCUCGUCAGCGAUCUCUUUCGGAAAGUGAUGCCAGCUACUUGCAAGAUCAGGAAGACUGCAUUGAACCAUAUGCCACCAUCACUGAGCUACGAAUGAGUCCAAAUUGGAAGAAUCAUGCAUCUGAGAGUUGUGAGGAUGACAUGGAUACAUUUGCUUCUGACACAGAGAAAGAAUCGGAUCCCGACCAUCAAAUUAUUGAUAAAAAAGAAAACAUGAGUCAUGAGAUUAUGUAUGCUACACCACAUAAAAUCAAACAGGAAAAUCUCCCAGUAUCUUCUAGUGCCAAUGGUGAAGAAGAUUCUUCUGUCUGCGAACCAAGUUGUCUCAUCCAGCCAAAUGUUCAGGUUGAAGAAAUUGAACAUCCUGGAGUGAGGUUUCAGGGAGACCACUCAGAUGAAACUCCCCUGAAUGAAAAACCGCCUUCGUCUUCAGAUGCAGUCCUCCACAGAAAACAGGAACAGAUGGUUCUCCCCAGAGAGAAGUUCCAGAAAUUAAAAGAGCAACAUUGGCAUCUCAACAAUGCGAACCAGACCUUAUUUUCUGAACUGGAACAGACAAAGCAGUUAAUGAAGGAACUCCAAUUAAAAAUUAAGAAAUUGGAAAAAGAGAACAUGCAGUUGAAGGAAAAGCAGAAUUCCCACAGUGAAGAGGAAGGCACGGAAUUACUGCUGUUAAGACAACAAGCCCAGGAACUAGUAGAUGAAAAUCAUAGUUUGAAAAUGACUGUUCAUCGCUUAAAUGCAGAACUGAGUCGUUAUCAAACAAAGUACAGACCAAUUUCACCCAAUGAGGGUGUAAAGAUUGGAAGCCUGCCAAUGACAAAGCCAAUACCCCCAUGGCUGCUUGACAUGAAAUAUUUAUCCCCUCUCCUGUUGGCAUAUGAAGACCGAAUGAAAGAAAAGGAAGAGUUGAUUCUAGAGCAUGAGGAAAGCAUGAAGAUGUUUAAAGCACAAGUGGAAGCAGUCGUGAAGGAAAAUGAGCAGUUACACCAAAAAUUAACUAAAAAUACCGGUACUUUUAUUAGUACCAAAAAAUGGCAGCAUUUGCAAAGUCAAGCCAAGCUUGUCCUGGAGGAAAAUAGGGUAUUAAUGGAACAGCUUAAAAUACAAGAAACCAAAAUAAACGAUACCAUCAAUCAACAUGUUAAAGAAGUUUCCAAACUGACCAAGCAGCUCGUUACUCUGGAAACCGAAAAACAAAACCAAGAAGUGGAGAUGCAAGAAUGUCAGAAAAAGCUGAAAGAAUUACGCUCCGCAAACAAAGAAUUAAAGGCCAGAAUUAGCGAUUACAUAACGGCAGAGGAGCACGUUGCCUUGGAAAACAAACUUAGAAACCAAUUGCAGAUGGAACAGGAAAAGAGGGAGAUGGAGACCCAGGAACUGGUGAAAAAAUUGAACUCUGUCCAAGCGGAAACAAAGAGCCUCUUUCUCGAGAAAAAUGACCUGGUGGCAGAAAACAAGGCUUUAGAGGCUGAGCUGGAAAUGGCACAGAAGACGAAAAGGCGGUCGGAGAAGAAGAUCGGUCUUCUGAAGCAGCACUUGGAAGAAACAAUGGAAAAGGAGAUGGCUGCCCACCAGUAUCUAGUGAAUAUGAUCAGCUUGGCAGAAAAUAUAACUCAAGAACGCGAUCAGCUUUUAAACCUGGCCAGUUGUUUGGAGAAAGAGAAGCACGGCACUCUCAACAAAAUAAUAGAAGGAAAUGUACGUCUAGGGAAAUUAGAAGAGAAAGUCAAGGUGUAUAAAAAGACGGCGGCAGGCAAGCUCGGGGACAUCAACCUCAAAAUGACAGAGCAAGAGAAGGAAUUUGCGGGGAGGACCACUCAGUACCAGCGAGAAAUGAAACACCUCCAGCGGCUGCUGCAAGAGAAGCAGGAAUCCCUCGAUGAAGCUCUGCAGCAGAAGAGAGAAAUGGAAAGUGAACUUGAAAUAAUUUGGGAAUCAACCACCAAAGAAAACCGAAGGAUGAAGGAACUCUUGCAUAAAUCUCUGGAGAAGAACCCGCAGAAUUCGGUCAACGCUGCUUACGAAUUACCCUCAACUGACAUUUCUCAGAAAGUCCUGCUGGGUAGAUACGGCUUUAGCUACUGUGAUGUAGAGGUGUCCUCACCCACUCAUGCUCCGAAGGAAGAAGACAACUAAAUGUUAAGGAAGUGGAUAUCUCUGCUUCCUGCUGGGCAAAAUGGGAUUGGAAGAAGCAAACAUAAAAGAGCGAAUGGGAACCUGGUUAGAAGCAAAGUAUGAUUUACCAGUUGGGUUGAGAGGUCUUCUCAGUUGGGAUUAGCAUUGUAUUAUAAGGGACCUUUCAAAGCCUUGAGAAGCAUCUUUCAUGCUAAAAAGCAUGUUUCUUGCCUUGACCACUAUGAAGAACAUACAGCGCAGAGGUAUUCUGCCGGCUCGGACCGGUUCACCCGAACCAGUAGUGGCCUUACCCACCCGCCCCAACUCUAUGACGUCCCAUGUAGGCACUCUAGUUAGUCAAAGUGCAUGCGCGGAAGGCUGUGCGCAUGCGCAGCCACUCACAUUUGUGAACCAGUAGGGAAGGUUAGUGAAUACCACCCCUGAGACAGUGGUACCUCGGUACUCACUGUUGAUUGGUACCGGGAAGCGCGAUGAGUACCAAAAACAAUGAGUAGCAAUUUUUCUCCCAUAAGGAAUAAUGUCCUGAGUCACAAGGCUGCCAACACAGACAAUUUCUAGCUGGUGUGUGUUGAGUACAAAACAUGGAUGACCAAAUUUCUGUGUCAAAAUGCUUUGAGUACCGAAUUCAACGGGUUUCAAAGCAGUUGAGUACCAAGGUACCAUUGUACAGAUUUGAUGCUGCAAAAAGACAGAUCCCUCUCAAUAAAGCUUCCAAUUGAUAGACAGGGCUUUCAGCACCCACUCUGCCUCUCUUGGGGUUUCCGGAGGGCCUGUUUUACCUAUCUGCAAUUCUGAGAACAUCUUUCCUAGAAGAAGCCCCAUUCAGUGUAGUAUUUAAUGGAAGUCAAGAGUUGACUAGUGUUGUCAGUACGACAUUUAGAUGCUUAAACCAAAGAACAACUGAUUUGAAUUGACUUUAUACAUAACUCUUUGCACUUUUUAAUUAAGCAACUCAGAUUUGGGGGCUGAAAUGGCUGAACUGAGCCUUGAUUUAGCUGAACUUUUAUAAUGAAAUGGACAAAAAAGAUAAGAGUACAUAAUAUCUAGUCUUUUACUUAAGAGAAAUUCUUGUUUUUAAAAGUUUAUAUAUCUAUAUCUAUCAUCUAUCUAUAUCUAUCAUCUAUCCUAUCUAUCAUCUAUC
Thamnophis elegans (Western terrestrial garter snake) is the source of this 3597-nucleotide messenger RNA. It is a transcript of the gene CEP89, whose product is annotated as centrosomal protein 89. Gene Ontology annotation, cellular component: ciliary transition fiber; centriole. NCBI's taxonomy places the organism in Eukaryota, Metazoa, Chordata, Lepidosauria, Squamata, Natricidae. Gene Ontology annotation, biological process: cilium assembly; chemical synaptic transmission; mitochondrion organization. The transcript has 19 exons. Bases 108 to 2456 code for a protein of 782 amino acids. The record is from RefSeq and is a predicted model, not a curated record.